AUGACAUCUGCUCGACCUGUGGAGAUUUCGCAAUUAGCACCGCUUCGGGUCAAGAAUCCUAGUGAUGAGACAGAUCUUGGGAACAACAAGAGCAUCAUACGACACAUCCUGCAGUACCAAAUAGAAAAUAAUCGCUUCGGUAGACUCCUAGGCGAUUUCUUGACCAUUGGACCCAGCGCCAUUAAGGUCUUUCGCAAUUGGCCCCGGGCCGCCAAAGAGAAUGAAGAGAUCAGCUACGAUCCUUGGGUCUCGUAUCACAAACACACUAGAGAGCGCAUCCUUGGGCCGAAACCAAUCUUCACAGAUGACUUAGAACUUGACGAGAGAGCGAACAUCCCGCAAAGGAUAUAUAGACAUCACCGGCCCGAAUUCCACCAGUUGUUGUUGGCCCAAGCACGCAAAGUUGGCAUUGAGGUCGAGUAUGGCCAGCGUGUGAUCGAGUAUCUCGAGGAUGCGGCAGCCAGAAAAGCGGGCGGGGGCAAGCUUGAAGCCGACCUUGUGGUUGCUGCUGACGGCGCGGGCACGAAGUCAUACAUUUUGACGAUGGGGGAGCAGGUUGAUGCGAAGGGCAGCGGAUACGCCAUUUACCGCACCGCAUAUCCUAUUGAGUUGGCUCUUGCGGACCCUCAAGUUGCCGAACACUUUAAGUUGCUCGAAAAUGGCCGCUCUGUUUUCGAGCUGUGGAUGGGAUAA
Letharia lupina is the source of this 693-nucleotide messenger RNA. RefSeq lists its product as uncharacterized. Lineage: Eukaryota; Fungi; Ascomycota; Lecanoromycetes; Lecanorales; Parmeliaceae. The record is from RefSeq and is a predicted model, not a curated record. The transcript is spliced from 3 exons. Bases 1 to 693 code for a protein of 230 amino acids. Gene Ontology annotation, biological process: secondary metabolite biosynthetic process. Gene Ontology annotation, molecular function: monooxygenase activity.